Molecule: messenger RNA, 2625 nt
Organism: Anopheles maculipalpis
Lineage: Eukaryota; Metazoa; Arthropoda; Insecta; Diptera; Culicidae
Exons: 7
Coding region: 1-2625 (874 amino acids)
Source: RefSeq, a predicted model, not a curated record
AUGGCAUCCUUCGGUAGGAUACGUGCGCCUCCACUGGCACUGGUGUUUGCUCUUGUCUGUGUCUGUACGCUCGAGACAGUGAACGCGAUAGAGUGUUACAGUUGUGAGGGUGAAAAUUGUGUACGUGUGACCACGGCUGGUAUAACAAUCACCUGUGAGAACGCGAAUGACCUCUGCUACUCCAGAUACGAUUCGGUCACCCUGUUACCCACACAACGCGGUUGCCUAAAGCAGACGGAAACCUCAACCUGCACCGGAAACGAUUGUGUAUCUUGUAGCUCGGCAGACCUGUGCAAUGAAGCUGGCAGUCCUAGACAUCUAUGCGCUGUGUGUUCUUCGCUUGACGAUUCGAACUGUUUAUCCAACCCUAGCUCGCUGACGCCUAUGCAGUGUCCUUCCCCAUCCAAUGUGGAUUUGACUGCGGCACAGUGCUACAGCCGUGUGAUCGGUAAUGUGACAGAGCGCGCCUGCAUUACAUCGCAAGCUGAUGUGGAUAGUUGCACAGGAGUGGACUGUGCCACCUGCACCGGAAGCGGUUGCAAUCGGGUUGAGUUCCCCACCGACAGGAUCCAGUGUGUACAGUGUGAUAACGCUGAUAGUUGCAACACGGAUGCGACCUCCUCCGUCUAUUGUGAUAACGUGGAGGACGUGUGCGUUACGAUGCGUCGAGCAAAUGGUAAUGUCAUGAAAUCAUGCAAAAAUACAAUGCUGUCUGCCGACCUGGCCUACUGUCUGUCCAAUCCAUCCCAAUGCAAUUAUUGUGGGAAGAAGCUUUGCAAUAGUGUGGCUUUUAGUGCUAGUGCUGCCACGAAAAUUUGCUAUCAAUGUGAAGGCUCCGAAUGUCUAAAGUCAAGUGCCAAGCUCGUAAGCUGCCAGCUAACAGAUGAGGAUUGUUACAGCAAGUUUAGUGGAUUCAAUCCAACACAACGUGGUUGCACGCGAGAGCUAACGAGGACGGAGAUGGCCAACUGCAUCGAACCUGAGUGUGUUAUUUGUAGUGAAUCAGAGUGUAAUUUAGUGUCUCGGGCGGAUCACCGUUGUGGAUACUGCUCCACUAUCCAAGAUUCCAGCUGCAUUGCUCCUGCCACUGGAGCUCUAUCCAUUGUCCAGUGUCCAGCACCUUCAACGGAUGUUUCCGAUGCACAAUGCUAUACGAAAAUUAUUGGUGGAUUAGUUACGGAGCGUGGUUGCAUUAGUGGUGCGUCGGAUCUUCUUGGUUGUGCGACGGAUGGACGCAACUGUGCGACCUGUAACAUCGAAAGCGACGGAGAAGCCUGCAAUAGUGGCCUUUUCCCAAGUGAUCGUCGACGAUGUACGAUCGGCACGACUGCCAACGCUUACUGUCCGAAUCCGUGGGAUGAUUGCGUGCAGCUUUUACAGAGCGGAACACGGAAACGUACCUGCCGAUCAUCGCUGACCGAACUGGAACAAAGCUUCUGCACGAACAACACCAACCGAUGCCAUUUCUGCUCUACGGACAAUUGUAACGCUGCGGAAAUUAACUUCAACUAUAUCGAGUGUCUUUCCUGUGACUCGUCGACGGAUAGCAGAUGCGCUACAAAUCCUUCUGCACUGAAUACCUUCGAAAAGUGUGCCAGCUGUGCAAGUGCCCUUAUCACCAGCGGUGGAAAGAACAUCACACGGCGAGGAUGUCUCGCAAGUCUCCCGUCAAAUGUGUCGGGUCAGUGUAGCGUUACGGCCGGUAGUGCCUGUCAACGAUGCUCAACUAACCGCUGCAAUGUGGUCAAUUUCCCAUCGGAUCGCUUGCAAUGCUACCGAUGCGUGGAUCCACCCUGUGUGUCACAUCAGACCGUACAUCUCGAAUACUGUCCAGAGUAUCGUGCAGGAGACAGUUGCUUGCUGGAAUCGGACACCUCGGGUCAGCUACUUCGAUUGGACUGUCGCAGCUCGUUAACGGAAAGCGAACUGUCCGCAUGUUCGGGUCGCUGUCAAACGUGCUCAACUGCGGGCUGUAAUGACCCGAUGGCUUAUGGCACUUCCGGUAGCUGCAUACAAUGUCGCAGCUCGUUACACUCGCUCUGCCGCUCUGAUGCACUCGAAAUGGCACCAGAACCAUGCAACGAUCCUGCCAACUCUCAAUGCUACAGCCGGCUGGUGGACGGUGUGACCGAGCGAGGUUGUAUGAGCGAUCUAACAGCAACGGAUUCCAGUGCGUGCACACGUGGUGAGAACUGUCUCGUGUGUAAUUCGCGGACUAGCAACUGCAACACGGUACAGUACCCGGUGGCACCGCUCACCUGCUUCCAGUGUGAUUCACUCACCGAUGGCGAAAGCUGCAAAACCGCCCAGACGGGAACGGCACCCGAAUGUCCGACGUACGACACCGCCAACAAGUGCUACACGAUCGUACAGUCGAACGGGGACACUGUGCGGAAGUGUUCGACGCAAGCGCGAGAGGUCGAGUGUGGCACGGCUAGCGGUUGUGAGGUUUGUCUCUUCCGUGGAUGCAACACUAAGGCCAGUUCGGCAGUCGGUGUUACGGAGGCACCUGUACGCACGACAACACCGGGCCCAACUAACGACGCAAGCCGGGCGAUUGGUAGCACUACGAUGCAAAUCGUUAUGCUGUUGGCAGUUUGGCUCGUUUUGAGCAAAGUAGAAUAG